Serinus canaria (Common canary) is the source of this 1501-nucleotide messenger RNA. It is a transcript of the gene ZNF740, whose product is annotated as zinc finger protein 740. Gene Ontology annotation, cellular component: nucleus. Lineage: Eukaryota; Metazoa; Chordata; Aves; Passeriformes; Fringillidae. The record is from RefSeq and is a predicted model, not a curated record. Gene Ontology annotation, molecular function: RNA polymerase II cis-regulatory region sequence-specific DNA binding; DNA-binding transcription factor activity, RNA polymerase II-specific. Gene Ontology annotation, biological process: regulation of transcription by RNA polymerase II. Bases 369 to 1043 code for a protein of 224 amino acids. The transcript has 8 exons.
GGGGGCGUGAGUUUCCGGUUCCGGGUGACGGUGGCGGGGGGGCGGCGGGGCCGGGCUCUGGCGGUCGGAGCGCGGAGGGGCCGCGGCAGGCGGAUCCCCCUGGAUUCAGCUCCGUCCCCGCAGAUCCAGCACCCGCCCAGCUCGGGGGGUCCCGGCUUUGGGGGGCAGCCCGGCCCUGUCUCCCCCCCCUUCCUGCCCCAGUGGCCCCCUCGGGAGGAGGAAGAGGAGGAGGAGGAGGAGGAGGAAUGGCGGCGCCGUGGCGGGUACUGGAGCCCGCCCAAAAAUCCAUAAAAAUUUACUGAUCCCACCUUUUCUUACCCCAAACGAGCUUUACCUGGGCAAGAAGUAAGGCCAAAGGCUCCCACAGCAUGGCUCAGGCGAGUCUCCUGGCCUGCGAGGGGCUCUCGGGCGUCUGCCUCGUCCCCACCGUCGCCAGCAAGAAGAUGAUGCCCAAAUCCAGCGGGAAACAGGACGGGAACCGGGAACGGGGCUCCAGCCCCGACCUCCUGUCCCUCCGCCAGGACCCUGACAAGCCCCGUGCCCGCAAGGACGAUGAUGCUCCUGAGGCCUCCAACCCCAAGAAAUCCAUGAAAAAGCGCCGCAAGCGGGUUCCCGGCGCCGAGGGACCCCCGAGCUCCUCCCGCCGAGGAUCCCAGGUUUGCCGCCGCGCCGCACGAGGAGGAGGAGGAGGAAGACAAUCUCCCAAACUCCGGCAGAUGGUGGUGAUUGAGCAAAACGGCUCCUUCCAGCUCAAGAACUUCAUCUGUGACCACUGUUUUGGCGCCUUCCGGAGCAGCUACCACCUCAAACGGCACAUCCUCAUCCACACCGGGGAGAAGCCGUUCGAGUGCGACAUGUGCGACAUGCGCUUCAUCCAGAAGUACCACCUGGAGCGGCACAAGCGCGUCCACAGCGGGGAGAAGCCCUACCAGUGCGAGCGCUGCAUGCAGAGCUUCUCCCGCACGGACCGGCUGCUCCGACACAAGCGCAUGUGCCAAGGCUGCCAGACCAAGACCCCGCCCGACUCCCAGCUUCUGCUGUGAAAAUCUGGGAAUACCGGGAAGUUGAGGGGGUGCGGGAGGGGGUGUUUCUUCCUGCACCCCCCCCCCCCACCCCACAUCACCAUGCUCUGCCUCACCUGGAUUUCUCACCCCUCUAAGGAUGGGGAAGAACAAGAGUUCUGCCAGCAUGAAAAAACUCAGAUCGUUCCUGCCCUCCGGCCUAAAAACUUGGAUUAUGAUCUUAAAAAUCCUCCUGGAAUCUUCAAGUGGCCCCCCGCCAUCGUUAUACCCCUGAAUCCCCCCUCCCCUUCUUAGGAAAGACUGGGAACCCCCAAACUGCCCGAAAUCCUGGCGGAUCCGGGAUACUUGUGCAAAGGUAGGAGGGUCCCACUGGGAACAGCAGCAUCAGUCCCUCUCUUCUUUGGGAAAAGGAUGAAAACUGAAGAUGUUGAGUGAUGCCUCAGCUUGGCGGAGGGUGCCCCCCCCCUUUUUUCUUUUUU